Messenger RNA from Saprolegnia parasitica CBS 223.65, 1524 nucleotides. RefSeq lists its product as hypothetical. The transcript has 10 exons. The record is from RefSeq and is a predicted model, not a curated record. Lineage: Eukaryota; Oomycota; Saprolegniomycetes; Saprolegniales; Saprolegniaceae. The coding region runs from base 13 to 1524 and encodes 503 amino acids.
GUAUCGUUGGCGAUGCGGAAUGCCAAGGCCUCGAUCCAGGUGUGCGCACAGUCGCUCCAAGCACGCUUUGCGCUGCGGAAGAUGCUCAUGCGCGGCCAAGACCUCUCUAACCAACAAAUGGAGUUUGUCGUCAAGUACCUCCAGCAAGAGACAUCGAUUCACCGCUUGGGGUGGUGGCAGCUCCUGACGCACACGGAAAAGCUCGCGCUGGCCCAAGAAGUCCAAUUAAAGACAAUCGAGAAAGGGCAGCGCGUCACGAUCCUCACCCGCGCCAACAACGAAGCCAACGUCGUUUUGCGCGGCCGCGCCGAGUGCUUUCUGCUCGAGUCGCAGCAGUUCAAACCCGCCAUCAACAACGAUGGGUUUGUCUUUGGCAAUCUCAAAAUCACAAACACCACGUACUCGGACGCCAACCCCGCGGGGUGGGCCGCCGCGUCGGCAGAAAUGCGUCUCUGCCCUUAUCAAAAGGUCGUGCUGGUGGGGCCCGCCGACUACUUGAUCGUGACGGCCAACUUCACCAUUAACGGCGCCGUGGAAAAAGUUGCCAACGUGACAAAAAACCACGGCCUCGCACGCUACGGCUUGGACGCUCUAUCGCCCUUUGCCCGACUCCACACGUACGACGCAGGCUGCCACAUUGUCCAUCAGGGCGACGCCAAGUCGUACCUGUACUUUAUCACGUCGGGCGCGUGCAAGGCUUCGUACAAGGUCCCGUCGGCGCUUGAAGGACCGAGCGACCGGUCGUUUGCGCUCGCCAAUGCCAACGGCGUCGACGUCGCGCUACUGGGCCCGCAGUCGUACAUUGGAGAUAUUGCCUGCCUCUUUGACUUGCCCGAACCCGUCACCGUGACUUGCCUCUCGGACGUCGACGUGGUCUACUUCAACUUGCAAGAGCUCUACGACGUGCUCAAAACCUCGGACGACUUGAAGCGCCGGCUUGUGGUCGUCGCCCACCAGACGCUCGCUUUUGUCCUCGAACGCAUGGGAUUCCUCCUCGGUGACAAAUGGACGACCGAGUCACCAAGCUUCAACGAGCUCCAUACGUUCUUGAGCCAUCACACCCUGCCCUACUUGCCGCCGUUCGAAGACGAGGCAAAGCGACUACCAAGUGCGGCCAAGAGCAGCGGCAACAACAACAGGAGCGAGACGCCGAGCGCACUCGACGCAACGCCGCGCUCGGCGAUGCUGGCUGAGUUCAAGCACGUGUACGUGAACUCGAAGCUCGUCAUCGGCACGGCUUUGCUUUGUAGCAACAUGGCGGCGGUCGAGCCCAUUGAGCCGACACGCGAUAUGCUCGUGGCCAUGCACAGCAUGCACUCGACGUUUCGAACCAAGUCGUUGGCGUCGCAUGGGUACGCCUUGAUGCACCCCGCCGCGCCAGCCAUCCACAGCAGCGAGCUCCCGUUGCCGCCCAAGACUGCCCAGCACAGAAAACAUUUUUUGUUUCCAACCAUGACCAAGCAGCGCCAGUACCACGGACGGUAUGAUCUCUCGGUCCGUGUUCCAGCUCAGGAUGCGGCGUAG